CAAUAAACACCAAAGAAAGCAAGAAGAAGAAGAAGAAGAGCUGUCAGCAGCAGGUGAAUGAAUGUGUAUGGGCUUAGUUAGCCGACUGGUAGCUUUGGCAAUGUUGUUGUCACUAUCAGGAUGAUAUCGCAGCGGGACAGAGGAGAACUGGCUCGGUUUUAUACUGUCACGGAUCCUAAGAAGCACCUGAAAGGCUACACUGUGUACAAAGUCACCGCAAGGAUAAUCUCCAGGAAGAACCCGGAGGAUGUCCAAGAGAUAACCGUAUGGAAGAGAUACAGUGAUUUCCGGAAGCUUCAUCAGAACCUCUGGCAGCUGCACAAGAAUGUCUGUAGCCAGUCGGAGCUGUUUCCUCCCUUUGCCAAGGCCAAAGUCUUUGGUCGUUUUGAUGACUCAGUAGUUGAGGAAAGAAGACAGUGCUCCGAGGAUCUGCUGCAGUUCUCUGCUAAUAUCCCUGCUCUCUAUAGCAGUCAGCACAUCCAAGAUUUCUUCAAGGGAGGUGAGGUCCACGACGGCUCGGAGCUCAUUGGACCAGCUGAGCCCUUUUCCGACUUCCUGGCAGACAGUUUAUCAGAUUGCAGCUCUGACGUUCAAAGAGACAUCAGUGGGGCAGAUGAUUUGACUAUCACAUCUGAGUAUGGAGGCCCAUCCAGUGACAGCGACCUGACCUCCCUUGCUGUGGAUACAGACUCUUUGGCUGGGCUGGAUGAUGGCAUGGCCUCAGGCCGCACCUCCCCAAACCAGCCACAGGGGGGAGCCUCCAACAUUAGCAGCAGCUGCAGCCCUCGCUUGCCCUCCCUGCACGACCGCCGAACCCCGUCUCCUGCCCCGGUCCCUGCCUCCUCAGCCCCUAACCCAGAGGUCAGCUGGCCAGGCCGAACGCCACUAUUCUCCGGCAGUCUGAAGAAAGCCAUCGGCGGCAACCCCAAGGACGUGAAGUCGGACUACCUAGACAGAGCCAGUGAGCUCAUCUGUUUGGCUGUACAGAAGGAGAAAGAGCAGGACUUCCAGGCAGCUUUCUCCUGCUAUCGCAGCGGAGUUGACCUGCUGCUGCAAGGAGUGCAAGGUGAGCCCAGUCCCACGCGGCGAGAGGCAGUGAAGAAGAAGACUGCAGAGUAUCUGAUGCGUGCAGAGCAGAUAUCCAGUCAGCAUCUGAGAAGCAACAUGGGUCAAGGGUCAACGCAGACAGUGGCUUUGGGGGCACAGUGCUGCCCGUCCACCAGCAGAGGAGGCCAGCAGAGUCCAUCCGAGGAGCUGAGAGCCUACAGGGUGUUGGGGGUCAUAGAUAAGGUUCUUUUGGUCAUGGACAAGAGAACACAAGAGACGUUCAUCCUGAAAGGCCUGAGGAAGAGCAGCGACUGCGGGCCAACCAAGAGGACAAUCAUGCCUCACUCGGUGCGCCACAUGGUGCAGCUGAGGAAGUUCGUCGUCUCUGAAGAUGCUGUUUUUCUUUUGCUGCAGUAUGCUGAAGGUGGGAAGCUGUGGUCUCACAUUGGAAAGUACCUGCGUGAUUCCAGCCCAGAUGAGAGCUUUGACAUUCCUUUCAUCCAGAAGAGCCACACAACGGCUAUACACUCUCCACAGCAUGUCAUCCCACAGCUGGAUGCAGGUUCAGCCAGUUCUGGUUCUGGGCCAGUUGCUUGUUCUGAUUCUGUCUCAGGGUUGCAGAACAAAGGGAAGAAACUCACCGCAUCUCCUAAGAAAAGCGCUCUCCCUCCGAGGCUUAUCGAGAAAACCGGGGCUCAGUCCGGAGACUCUGGAGCCACCUCCGAGGAAGAGUGCACCAACAGCUAUUUGACACUUUGCAAUGAGUACGAACAAGAUAAAGUAGAACCCGAUGCACUAGAAGAGGAGGAAGAGAAGAGCGAACAGGAAAUGCUGUCGCUGGAGGUUCCCGUUGCGACGACCAACACCACUUCCUCGCGAAGCCGCUCGCUGCUUAGCAACGACAGCCUCUCUUCACCUAUCAGCUCUCAGGAACUUGGCUUUUUCACAGAGUCGUCCGACAAAAGUGGCCACACCCUUGACAAUGAGCAAUGCCAUGGCGAGGGACAGGAUCCCGGUGAAGUGUUCAGUCCUUUGCCCUCCCCUGCCGUGCCUCUGUCUCUGGAUCAGUCCAAGCACACGCCAAUGGAGUUUUUCCGUAUCGACAGCAAAGACAGUGCGAGCGAGGUGACCUGUCUUGACUCAGGAGAGCAGCGCCCCUCCCAUAAGCAGGUCCCCCUCUUCUCUGCAUCCGACCUGGGCUCGGAUGUCACUGAGGAUCUCCCAGAGCUGGCUCAGGAGGUCAAGGGCCACAGCUCGGAGCUUUGGGGGUUGGACUGUAGCGAUAAAGGCUCUAAUGAGUCAGUGCCAGUCAUCUCAUUUAAAGAGGCAGUAGUGGAGGAUGAGGGUCACCCGCCAGACCUUUUGGUCAACCUGCCUGUAACGGGCGGGACCGUAGACUCUUUACAGGAGGAAUUAGACACUUCUGGGGUGUGUCUCGGCCUCGAGGCCACGGCCUCUCCUCAGAAGUUCAUCCAACCUGAUGUUUUACAGCUUCCCAGCCAGCCUGAGGAAGAGGAGCUUUCAUCUUUAUGUACGGCCUCUGCAACUUGCGACACCAGCGUUGCAUCUUCCUCCCCCUUCAACUCGCUGUGGGACGACUGCAGCUCGGCGUUUGAGCAAGAGGCCUCUGACAAAAUGGCGGUUCAUCCCGCUUGCCAAAAUAACGAACUUCCCCUUGACCUUCCAGUUACUGACUCGCUUAAUGAGAAACUAGAGGCCGGUACAACAGUAAACACAGACUUGGUUCCAGACCGCGGUGGCAAAAGCACAGACUCUAUCCCAGACACAAAUGGGACCGAGGCCUGCGCAGUGGUUGAGAGUUUAUUAGGUCUUGAUGGCGAAUCAUCAGGAGUUAUUAGUACUACAGGUGGCAGCGAAUUUGAUAAAGAAGUAUCGCGGCUGUUCGCAGAGCUGGACGAGCUGUCGUUGGCUGCGUCCCAAGCUCGUAUCCCGGAGGAGUUUGUCCGAUGCUGGGCCGUCGAGAUGGUGACAGCGCUGGAUUCUCUGCACCAAGAAGGCAUCGUGUGUCGAGACCUGAACCCCAACAACAUCCUGCUCGACCACCAAGGUCAUGUUCAGCUCACCUACUUUUGCAGCUGGAACGAUGUGGAGGAGUCCUGCGACAAAGAGGCCAUUGCCAACAUGUACUGUGCACCAGAGGUGGGAGGUAUCAGUGAGGAGAGCGCAGCGUGCGAUUGGUGGAGUUUGGGCGCCGUCCUGUUCGAGCUGCUGACGGGCACGUCUCUGCUGCGGUGCCAUCCAGCGGGAAUCGGUCGCCACACCGCCCUCAACAUCCCCGAGUCUGUUUCAGAGGAGGCCAGAUCUCUGCUGGAGCAGUUGCUCCAGUACAACCCAAUGGAGAGACUGGGGGCGGGUGUGGGAGGCGUGGAUGAUAUCAAAUCCCACCCCUUCUUUUCCAGAGUGGACUGGUCCAAAUAGACGCUUUGCAUUGUGGGAUUGCGGAAACCAGAGCUGCAUGCUGGGAGACAGGCUGUCCUGAAUGAAUUCCUUUCAGAAUAGAUAUACAGAUUAUGCUUUUCUGCACAUCUCCCAUUUUACGUAUGCCCAUUCAGUCCACAUCUACUUUUUUUUUUUUGUAUGGAAUUUGCCAAGAAGCAGUAUUACCUUCCUCGUAAAAUGCUCAUUUCUUUAUCUCACAGAGGGUUUACUGUGUAACCUUUUUGGUGCAGGGAACACUUAACAACACGUGUGGUGCAAUAAUUUAAGUGCAGGUACUGAGUGAUGAUCCACUACGACAUUGUUGCUUUUACACUCCUCAUACGGUAGCUGUAAGCCAAAAUGACACGAGUGAGAGGUGACUUUUUUUUUUGUGUUUUCACUGCAUUCAUUAAGUUCUGCAUGUUGCCCAUUCAAACUGACGCAGACUUAAAGUCAGUCAUGUGCAAUAUACUCACUUUGUUGCCACCUAUAACACUUUCGCCAUUCCUCACGGAGCCCGUUGAGAUUAGCUGUGACAGAUUGAGCUUUAUAUUUAAUGCAGGGGUUUUGUGUUGCUCUGAUCUAGAACAGAUUUCCUACAUUGUCAAACAAAAACUUCUGCCACCCCCUUUUACAGCCAACCAGUUGCACAUACAGUAACAGAGAUGGACACUAUACAAGGUGAACGAACAAAAUAUUUCGAGGUAGGAGAUGGUUUUGUUGUUGUGUGAAGUUUUUAGUUAUAUGAAGAUUGAAUUAUUUAAUAGAUUAUAGCUGGAAAAAGGGCCCGUUUAGCCGUCGACGUGAGCCUUCACUCUCUCCACAGACAGGCCUGUGAGGUCAAUGAGAAAGAAUAAAGAAGGAUGAGACUUGAACCACACAUUUCAAACCAGCCCCUUUUACAGAGUGUAGUUGUUUUUAAUGAAUAACAGAGGAAACUCUUUUGUACAGUACAACACUACAUUUUCUGCAUGGAAAGAAUAUGAUUUAUGUAUUUAAUACUAUGUAAAAAUCUAUCGAACAAUAAUUAAUAUGCGUCUUGUAAAUAGACCUUUUUAAAAAGGAUGUUGUUGCUGAGUGAAAGGUGCACCCAGGUCAACUUGUCAAUCACUUACUGCCUCUUCAAUCAAAUCCUUUUUAAUUUGAUUGUGUGUGUUUUAUCUGCUAACAUGCCACACAGAUCUUAAAGCUGAUUUUUAAGAUACCUAUAAUGAUUGAAUUAUAUGGUAAACAUCGCCAUGGUUACAUUACAUGCCAUAUAUCACUUUCUGUAUCUUAACACUUUUCUCUAACAGACAGAUAAUCACUCCACUGUAGAUGCUGUUGUACUCCACUGCACUGCGGUAUGAUACGUGUUAACUAACAGACGCUGUAAAUUACCAGGUCAUUAGUCCACCUAUUAACUCUGUUUAUCACACUGAGAUCACAUUUUUUGUUCAGUUUUUUAUCGAAUGCUCACUCUUGUCUAUCAAUGCACUCUGGAUAACAAUAAACAUACCUGGAUGAGAACAUG
Sebastes umbrosus (honeycomb rockfish) is the source of this 4999-nucleotide messenger RNA. It is a transcript of the gene rps6kc1, whose product is annotated as ribosomal protein S6 kinase polypeptide 1. The coding region runs from base 121 to 3486 and encodes 1121 amino acids. Lineage: Eukaryota; Metazoa; Chordata; Actinopteri; Perciformes; Sebastidae. The record is from RefSeq and is a predicted model, not a curated record. Gene Ontology annotation, cellular component: early endosome. Gene Ontology annotation, biological process: protein phosphorylation. The transcript has 16 exons. Gene Ontology annotation, molecular function: ATP binding; protein kinase activity; phosphatidylinositol binding.